Messenger RNA from Amoebophrya sp. A25, 918 nucleotides. NCBI's taxonomy places the organism in Eukaryota, Dinophyceae, Syndiniales, Amoebophryaceae. The record is from the annotation of a GenBank genome assembly.
CUGUUGUAUCCUCUAAGUUUUCUUUGGUUUCCGAUUUUGGUAACGACUUUUGGCUACGAGAAAAAGCAUGGCUUGCUGGAAAUGAUGCGCAUCCAGUCGCUGUCCAAUACAGUCUACUGGUUGGCAAGCUAUGCCUGGUUUUUCGGUCUCUUUUUGCUGACCAUGGGCGGCUACUUCUUGCUCUUUUACGCAGUCUUUUCCCGUAGUUGGGACCUCGGUAGCAUGUUCUUGGUCACCCUUCUGUGGGGCAACGCACAGAUCGGAUUGGGCCUCCUGGUGGCGGCGAUAUUCUGGCGUUCCGAGUCUCUCACCGCUGUCACGUACUUUGUGAUGUCGUUUGGCUUGGUGAGUACAGGCGAUUUGCUUGACGCCGUGGAGCCGCCAAUGCCCUGGACCCUGGUCCUCUUUCCCAUGACGAACUACGGACGCUCGCUCGUGCUAACACUCAAGUACUCUCAUGAGACCGAUAGCGUGAACGUUUGGGACGAAUUUACGCUGAGCGAGAGGAACGAAUUUGAGAAUCUGCUGAUUGCCCAGACACUUUUCGGCACAUUUUUGAUCUUUUUCGCGAUCGCAUUGCUGCAGGAUGUGCAUCUUAUGGUAUGGACGCCGCUGUCCAAGGCGAUCGUCGCCUUCGUGAAUUCAAUUUCAAAGCAAGCUUCGAAAACGAAACACGGAAAUGGAAGUGGAACGCUUCCAGCGAUCGAGGGAGCGCAAGCACAGCUAACAAAUACGAUUGGAGCAAGUUCUAACGCAGAUGUUGGUGCUCGUCCUAGUGCCUCCAGUACUGCUGCCAAUACGAUAGAGGACCAGAAUAAAGACGGGAACAUGGGAACUGGUGGCAAUGUGGAACAACGAGAGUCGACGGUCGAUGCGCUCGAGAUGAUACUCAAUGAGGCUGAUAAUGCGGAUGAUGAU